AUGCCAGUGGGAGGGUCGUCCUCCCGUACCGGCCGGUUGGCUCGCAUCAGCCAGAGCAAUAUCCGACCCUUUGGCGGCUCCAAUGGCGGCGUCGGCAACGCUUCCGGCCUCGGUUUGCUUUUUUCACUGUUUCAAGUCGAGUUCUUAUUGAAAUCCAUCAUUGUGGAUUGCAGUUAUAAUGCAAAAGCUAUUAUUCCAAUCAAAAAAAAAAGUUAAAUUUUACGAGAAAAAAUUUGAAUAAAAUGAUUUUGAAAAUAAAAUACGAAAAUUCGAAAUUUCAUUCAGUUUGAAAAGUUUUUUUCGUUCUAACCGAAAAAAGUUAUAGAAAAUGAAUAUUUUUACUGUUCUUUAAACUCGAAAAUAUAUUUUUUUUUUUGAUUUUUAGCGAGAUUUUAAGAUGAUUUGACGGUCCAACUGGAUUCAAUUCAAGAUUUUCUUGAUUUAAAAUGAGUAAAUUUAAUUUCAUUGCGAUAGUUUUGUUUGCAAAAAAAGAUUACAUUAAAAUAUUUUUUUGGUCACAUUGGAGCAAGCUUUUCAAUAUUCCUGAAGUUAGGCCAUUCCUGAGUUAUUUUUUUCCAAGUUAAUAAUAAUCGUUAUUUUCAAUACAAGGCAAACAACUGAGAUACAGUUCGGAAAACAAAAAUGAGAUAACAUAGUUGCUGUUUUGAUUACUGAGAUGAAGAGUUGAGAAAAAUGAGUCCAUAUUUUUUAAUUUGAAAAAAAAAUCUGAAUCUUGUACUGAAAUGACCACAAAGUACUUCUACUCCCUUUUUUAUCGUGAUUUUCAAAAGUUUUGAACGUUUUUAUUCGAGAAAAUUAUAUAAGAAUCCCUCGAAAUCCGCCCAUCCCUUCUCGCUAACAAAAAAAAAAGACGUAUGAAGUUUCGUAACCCGGGAGCCGCCUUGCAAAACAAUAAAAUUGUUACAAUUCAUCGGAUGGCGAGUUCGUUUGAUGUUUAAAGUCGAUGUGCCCUCGGAUCGAACAGCUGUUCCUUCUUGGUUUUGUGCUCUUCCCACCGGCAAAAAAUCGAUAGUUUAACAUGCUUUGACACGCAAAACUUGUGAGUGAUGAGCCGGUUUUUUGGUGCGAAUCAUGGGUUUUUUGUUUUCGAACAAGUUCAGAUACACUAGUCGUGUAGUUGGGGGAAGAACUACUUUAUACUUUUGUUGACGGAUUUUUGAUUGCGUACAAAAAAGUGGGUUUUCGGGGUUUUUUGAAUCUUAGUUUUGUUGUGAAACUGGAAAAUGAUGUAGGAAACAAGAUUAAAAAGAACGAAAAAAAAAUCCAUUUUUAGUCAAUUUAUGUAAUACUUCAUUCGCCACGAUUUGAGAAAAUCUGGCUUUUCUGCGCUCUCUUUUCUCUCAUCCAUAGAGAAAAAAUGAAUAGCAUUCAAAAGAAGAGACAGAUCAGACUUUUUUCAUACUUUUUCUAAGCUAUGGUGAACGAGAUAUGAGGUCCUUAACAUAUGAAAAAAAGAAAAAUUUGCAAAAAUAUAGGAAAAGGAUAGAAUUUUUUUCAAUUGGUUUUUUUUCGAACUUGAAUAACGUCAAAGUUACUGAAAAAUGUUUUCAAAGUCGGUCAUGCUGUAAAAAAAGAGAUAAAAUCCCUUCAAAAGGCUCUCUCUUCGUCGGUAUGUGUGCUCCACUGAUAGUCAGUAAAAAUUGAUCUAUUUGAAAAAAAAAUAGAAUUCCGAUCUUGUCACUCGAGUUUGAAUGACUUUGCUGUUUCGAGUGUUUUUGAAAAACCUCGAACUUUGCAAUGUUGCAGUUGCGAUUGGAAUGAACUGUCGGCUCACACGCUCUAUCGAUUGAAAAAAAUAAGUUAUUGAGAUUUAAAAAAAAUUUUAGCUUUUUAAUUAUAUAAAUAUUGUCACUUCUACCUUUUUUUCUUUCUUCAAAUUUUACUAUUUUUUUUCCUAAUUUUUAGCCAGGGAGCACACAAAAUCGGCCCUCAUAACGCUGUUUAGGAUUUUUUUUUUUUUUUCAGGCCAAAUUUUUGGGUUUUUCAUUUCUCAGAAAAAUGACUUCAAAAAAUUAGCCAAAGAGCGCAGAAAAUCAUUUUUACGGCUAUUCUUUGACUUUGCCCACUUUUUUCAAGGGUUUUUGAAAACAGAUUCAAAAAACCCGGCUCAAAUUGAACUACGUCAGAAAUUCUCUCAACGUAAAGUCCAUCAACCUAAAUCAAGCCUCCGAAUCGGCAAUUUUCCAUGCAAAAGAAUGGGGCGAAAAUGUUCCCAUCAAGACGAGGAUAAAAAAGCAACGUGAGGCCGGGCUCCUGAACGAAAACGUGAAAAAUUACCGUCCGAAUGUGUCCGCGGGAGGUGUAAAGACGGAAAGACGGCGCCCCGAAAUCUUCAUUCUUUGUUCUUUUUUUCUUGUUUUUGUUUUCCUUUCCUUUGGAGCAUUUCGCGGUUAAUGAAGCUUCUCUUUUGGAGUUUUUGAGAAUAGCAGUGAUUUUUCUAAGUCGAACUAUGAUUUAAGCUUAAAUGAGACUAAAAAAACGUGACUGGUCCACUUGGAAAUAAAGCUUUUUUUCCCGGAGUUUUUAAGAUUAGCAGUGAUUUUUUUUAAGUCGAACUAUGUUUCAAGACUAAAAAAACGUGACAAAACGUUGGUUCGCUUGAAAAUGUAGCUUUAUUUCCAAAUUUUUUGAGAAAAUCCUUGGUUUUAAAUUCAAACUGUGUAUUUGAGUUUGAUUAAGACUAAAAAAUGUGACUGGCGCACUUGAAAAUGAAACUUUUUCUGGAUUUUUUGAGAAGAUGAGUGAUUUUUGAUUUGAGUUAUGUUUUAAGCUAUAAUGAGACUAAAUUAACGUGACUGGUUCACUUGAAAAUGAAGCUUUUUUUGGAUUUUUUGAGGGAAUCAGUGAUUUUUUAUUUUUGCUGGGAUUGGAGCUUGACAAGGACGCAAUAACGUUAUUUGGUUUGCUGGAAAAUUGAGCUUUUUCUAGAUUUUUUGAGGUACUGAGGGAUUUUACAUUCGAAUUAUGUUUUGAGCUUGAAUGAGACUAAAAAAACGUGACUAGAUAACUUGAAAAUGAAUCUUUUUUCCAGAGUAUUUGAAAAACUCAGUGAAUUUUAAUUCGAACUAUCAUUUGAGCUUGAAUAAUACAAAAGAAAAAGACUUGGUUAGCUAAAAAGAAGGGUUUUGAUUUUUUUAUAAAAAAACCAUGGAAAAAUUUAGAAAGAUCAGUAUAUCAUUUUUUUUAAGCCUUUUUUUAGAUUUUUUUAAUGCAAAAAAAUAUGAGUUAAUUGGAAUUUUUGAUCAAAUCUUAUAGACAGACCUAAAAUGAUGAAGUCCACUAGAAAAAUAAAAAGUUAAGAAGUAUUUUUUUGAUUUUUUUAAAUGAUAAAAUGUAUAAUAUUAAAAUAUUAUACCAUAAAUCGGCUCAUUUUGAAAAAUUAAGUUUAGCACAAAAAUAAAAAUAAUUUUACAUUUUCUUUGAAAAAAACUUCUAAAAGGGAAUUCAUCAUUCCGCUCAAUUCUUUUCGACGUCUGGAUUAUUCUGCCACCCGAAAACAGCUCAUUUUUUUAAAUUAUUUUUUUAGCAAUAGGUCUUCAAAUAAGGAUUGAAACAUAAUUUUUUUAAAAUGCUUCUGCUUACAUUUUUCGCCUUUUUCAAAUCGCUUUCCAGCUUCAAACUAAAGAUAAAAAAAUUGAAACAGGUUCAAAGUGUUCGGUGAAUUAAAUAUAAUGCAACGAUAAAUAAGCAAACUUUCUUUCCGAAUACUUGUUACGAUAUCAAAACGUUUUUUUCCUUUUUCAGAAUUUUUCCCGUUUUGAAUCAUUUUUAGAGCUUUUUCCCUUCAGGAAAAGCCGUAGAAUGACGCUAAACGUGUCGAAAUCCAGAAUAAUCUUCAUAUUUUAACAAAUUGCGGCCCUAAAUCUUCCUUUCUGCUAGCUUUUGACUAAAAACGUUCAUAGAAAGGACUGCAUUUCUAUUUUGUACAAAGAAAAGUUUUUCUAUAUUAACUGAACUAUGAAGUAAUUUCGCUUUUUUUCUUCUUACCCCAGAAUAAUUUUCUUGUAUAAGAGGAAAGUGGCGAAAAGCUUCGUUGGAAGGAUAAUAAACACUAGAAUAUUAUAUUUCCGUUGUGGCCCACAACUGGAAUUUCCAAUCUGGCCCAGUUUAUAUAUAUUUAUCAAUGGUUUUUUCAAGAGUCGUUCUCACGGAAAAUCGAUCUUUCCUGCAGAUCAAACAGAAUUUUUGCUCGCCUCUCUAUCGCCUUUGAAAAAGUUCUCAGUCAGACUCGAGAUUCUUUUUUUUCUGAAGCUGAGCUUUCAUGAUUCUACUUCCUUUUUAGUUAAAACGGCUUGUGAAAUUUUAAAGGUUUCACUGUAUGCUUUUUUGAGGCUUUGACUAUAAUGAAAACGAUUUCUUGUUGAUUGAUGGCUCUAGAUCCCUUUUUUGAUUUUUUCCUUUUUAUCUGAAGCUGAGCUUUUCAAAGUUUACAGUUGAGCUUCUACUUCUUCAAGAUGUUUGAAUGGUUUGAAAAUUUUUUAAGGUUUCUACGGUUUUAAUAAUGACUCGAAAUUAUUUUUAACAUUCGUUUAUAUUCUUUCAGUGGAUUUUCAACAUGUCAUUUUAAUUUUUAACUGUGAAAAGAUGUUCAAACGAUUUGAGACAUUUUAACGAUUCCAGUCUAUAUUACAAAGAAGAUUUUUCUCAUUUUUCGCUCAUUAUCAAAAAAAGUUUUCGGGUUCAUUGAUGAAUUUUUGAAAAAAGCAGUCCGUCCUCGGCUUUUCCCGACCACUCAUUUGUCAUUUUUCAUUUUGCGGAAGCCGAUUUUUUAAAAGAAUUUCGAUCAAAAGGAAGUUUUUAGAAAGAAAACUAUCCGUAGGGAUCCAAAUCUCAAUGGAUUUUUCGGUACUAUUGUUCUAUUAACUACGAAAAAUAACUGAGCUUUCCUGACUAUAUUAUUCAAAAAAAUAUUUAGUCCAAGGUUUCUAAUGGUACAUAUUUCAUAAAAAAACUUGAGUAUGGGAAUUUCUUUUUUUCCAAUUUUACUUCAAAUCUGACUAAAAAAAGCUCAGAUAUUCCUAAUAAAUAACGGAAAAAAAGUAGGAUAAUAGUCGACCUGAAUUAUUGAGGUACACAGUAAGCUUAGUUUGCCCUAUUUGUAGAUACCUUUCCAUUUUUUUUGAGGUCAAUUUUCAGAAAGAAAAAAUAUUCAGGUUUUCGUUUAGGUACAUAGAAAGGGUAUGCUUUCCCUCCAGCUUCAAAUUUACCUAAUAAAUUCUUUUUUUAAUUUACAUUUUUUUUUUUUUGAAAUUUAAUCAAGGUCACGUAAGCUUAGGUUACUCUUUUUUUAAGAUCUUAUCCAGUUUUUUUCGAGUCGAUCUUUUAAGAAAAAUAUAUAAGCCUUAUGUAGGUAUUUAGAUAACUUAUUCUCCAUAUUGAACUUCAAACUCACUCAAUAAAUUCAUUUUCAUUCAGAUUUUCUUAUUUUUUCAUUUUUAUAUAUGUACUCAUUAAGCUUAUUUCACUCUUUUUCCAGGCAUACGUUCAAUUUUUUCCGAGUCAAUCUUUUUAAAAAAAUAUAGGUCUUAUUUAAGUACUCAGAAAGCUUGGUCUUGGUACUUCAGCUUCAAAUUCACUCAAAAAAACUUCAUUUUAAUUUACAUUUCUUUUUUUUAUAUAUUCACUGAGUAAUCUCAGCUAGCCCCUUUUUGGGAGUCUAUCCUAUUUUUUUUCCGAGACUAUCCUUAAAAAAAUAUAUCUAGGCCUUAUUUAAACACUCAGAAAGCUUAUUCUUCAAAUUGAACUUCUAACUCUCUCAAUAACUUCAUUUCAACCCAACAUUUUCUUAUUUUUUAAAUUUAUUUACGUUCUCAGUAAGCUUAGUUUGCCUUUUUUAGGCCUUAUUUUUCCGAAACGAUGAAAUACGCCUUAUUUAGGUACUCAGCGUAUUCUCCAUAUUGGACUUAAAAAUCUCCCAUAACUUUAUUUGAUUCCAUUCAAUUGUUGUUUCAAGUUGACUCAAACUUCAACCCGACCUCAAGUCCAUCGAAGUCGGCUUGGCAAAGGCGAAAAUUGGGCCGCGGGAGCCUCGCGGGAGCACUUUUCAAAAAAAUAUAUAUAUCUGGUGCGGCUCCAUACACACAUUGUCGCCUUCGAAGGGCUCGUCCAGCCACUUUUUUUUCGUCGUCCCUUGACUCACUUCUUCUUUUUUUUGCUGCUGUUUUUGAGCGAUUGUCUUUUCUGGAACGAUUUCGGAACGAGAUGCCAAGAGAACUUCAUUUUUCUUCGCUCCUAGGAUGUCUUUUGAUGUCGGAUAAUCGGGUUUCGGCUUUUUUAAAGAUUUUUGGAAAAAAUUUGACUUUUCCUUGAGGUUUUCCGUCAAAAUAACGCUCUAGAUGCUGUUGAAAUUUGAAUUUUUCAUCAAAUUCUUCAAGUAAAAGAUAUUUUCCACGUUUUUUAUCACCGUGGUCGCAUUUGGAAUGGCUGAAAGUGUAGCUGCAGCGCUGCGGAUCAAAAAGUUUAAAACCGUUUUUGGUUUUUCUCGAUUUUUAUUAAUGAUACGUCUUUUUCUCGCCCUUCUUGAGAAAUUUUUGACAAAAAGUUGGCUUUUCCUUGAGGUUUUCCGUCAAAAUAACGCUCUAGAUGCUGUUGAAAUUUGAAUUUUCCGUUUAAUUUUCGAAAUAAAAAGAAACGCGACUCAUUUUCAUGAAUUUAUUCAUCGCGGCCGCAUUUGGAAUGGCUAAAUGCGUCGCGGUUCUCUUGCGGAAGGACUAUUUGUUUUCCAAAAUAUUUUUUUUUCUUUCAAUUCACGUUGAUGAUAAGCCUAUUUUCGGCAGUCUUUGAAAAUUUUAGAAAAAAAACUGACUUUUCUUGGACAUUUUCCGUGAAAAUAAUGCUCUAGGUGUCCUUGAAAAUUUAAUUUUCCAAUCAAUUUUGCUUUGCAUAAAUCACUGUGGUCGCAUUUGGAAUGGCUAAAGGCGUAGCAUUUGCAUCGAGUAUGGAUUGGCUCAUUUUUCAGAAUAUUACUUUUUUUUUAAUUCGCUUUGAUGAUAAGUGUCUCUUCUCUAAUUUUACACAUUUUCAUUUUCUGAACUUUUCCUGUUUCUUCCGAGUUUCUUUUAGGAAGAUGUUCAUGAAAAGACGUUUAUUUCGUAAAAUUCGUUCGAAAAUGAUCAACUUGAAUCAAAUUAAGAACUUUUAGAAAAUUUCUCGAAAUUCAAAUUUCAAAUCUAGAUUUUUCAUGUGAUAAUUGGGAUAUUUUAAAUAAAUAAAAACUUUCAUAAAUUUUUUUUCUUUCUUUCUAUUUCAAGGUUAUCUCAUUCACUUGAUGUUGCAAAAGUUGAUUUUACCAUUAUUUUAAGCCUACGAACCUUAUUUUUUCACUUUUUGAUCUGAAAAUCUAUUCUAAAAAUUUGUUUUUACACUCCCAUUGUUAUCCUCUUACACUAGACCGUAAAACUUCUGCAUAUUUAUUAUCUAUAUCAUGGAAAAACGGCUUACGAGCUUUCGCAUGUUAACGGCCAACGGACGCUUGUUAGUACGCUCCCUUCCGCUCGUUUUUCGAAUUCAAGACUUCCCUACUUAUUUUCUAGAUGCAUAAUCUAAUCGAUAAAUCGACUAUCGAUUGAUUUAUCGAUUACUUGGGAGGCUGAUGCCGUUCAGUCUGCUCUGCUCGACUGGUUACUUCGCUAAAGUGGUCCGACGGGCUCUCAGGGCUCGGAAUGAUGCAGAAAAUCGUAGGAUUGACAAAAAUGGUGAUUCGAGGGUGUAGUGUAUUCAUGCCUGGCUCUGAAAAAACAUUUUUUCCGUCUUUUUUCCAAUUUAUUCGGGGUUCUUAUGAGCUUAAUACUUUGAUGACUCACAAAGAGGUCAUUUUAUUCUUCGGCUCAGAAUUCGCUUAAAAUUGGUCAGAUUACUCCUGGAUGUACCUAAUGAAGAUUCUGAUAGUCUCAAGCUGUAUAAUUUUCUAGUUUUUGAAAAAUGAGGGCUCAAAGCUUCAAAAUUGCCCGUUUUGGAGGAUUUUCAGGGUUUUCUUUGACUUCUAGGUGUCUAUUUUCAAAAACUGAGAAUUUGAGCAGGUUCAGAUUUUCAGAAAGAUUCGAAGAUGAUUCUAGCAAAUUUUCAGGAAUUUCUUAAUCCCAAAGUAAAAUUACGUUCGUAGUCGACAUAUUUUUUGAGAGAUUAAUCAAAAAAUGUCUCGAAAUAUGAAUUCGGGUUGAUUUUUGAGUAGAGGUAAGUCCAGAGAGAAACUACUAGGAAUAUGUUAUGAAAAAUGAAAAAUAAUGAAUUCAAGACAAAAACUUUCAAAUCAUCUUUUUCCAGGAGGCCACCCGAUGUCCGGAGCCGAGCCGAGCUCGCCGACCAAGAAAGAAUCGAAACAUCGGUUCGAAAUCACCAAAAAGCUUGGAUCGGGUACCUACGGCAAAGUUUCCCUGGCCUACGAUCACAAAUUUGAUAGAGAGGUCGGAAAUGAACAAAUUGGUCUUUUAGAUGGAUCACAGGCUUUUGAGAAGUCGUUGAAACUGUAAGAAAACAUUUCUAGGAUUGUUUUUAAAGUUUUUAAAGAACUUAUUUCGAACUUUAUUUUUUUUUUCACUAAAAUUAGGAAUUCCUUAUUUUUGGGUAGUACCCUUCUUGUCUUUCUUGUCCUUCAAAUUAAAAAUAAGAGAUUUUUUUUAUGGAAAAAAACUAUAUUUUUUUCAGCUUUUUGAAGCCUCAUAACAGACGUACAGUGGGAAUAGUUGAAUAAAUUUUUAAAUAUUAAUUAUUUGAAAGAAAAAUAAUUUUUUUGGAAAGCUGGUGAAGUUCAAAAAAGUGUUCAAUAUUUUUUUAGAAAAAAAUUAUGAUUUUUUUGCAAGAAUUUCAUCAUCGAAAAAUCCUAUGAUUUAUCAAAAAAAUUAUAAGAAACUUUUUUUGAGAAAAAUAUCUUCAUGUUUUUCAAACUUUUAUGAAGUUUCAACUUCAAAACGAGUAUAGUGGGAAAAAUGUUAAAUAUUAAAAUGAUUGAUUUUAUUUGAUUUGAAACAUGGGAAACCUGUUUCGAAAGCUCUAAUAAAAAGCUUGAUUUUUUUAAAUAUUGAUCUGUUCUGUUUGGCAAAAUUGUUAUAAAAAUAUCUCUUUUUUUCUUGCGCGUCAUUUUUUUCUUACAAAAUUACAUGAAACGUCGAUAAAAAAACCAUUUUUUUCUCUAACGAUUAGUUUUAUUUCUCACAUAGCCUCAAAGUUUCUGUUCUACUCCAAAAAAAAGCACUUUUGACGACCGAAAAUACUGCCACAGAACACACAUAUGUAUAGUGGGAAUACUUUACACAAAAGUCGUUAAAAAUGAACGAAAAUGCUUGGGAAAUAGAAAAACAGGACUUCAUUGAAAAUCGGACGGUUUUAAAUAUUAGCAAAGAUUUUUGAAUCAUAUAUGAAAUGUAGUUUUUUUCUCAAAAGGGUCAAGAAGUUUUUGAUUGAAGAGCUCGAGACAAGAAAGUGUCAUCUCGUGAAAAAAUGCCUCUUUUUUCCGGAUUCCUCUGGGAAUUUCCCCUGCAAAUCUGGUCUUUUCUUGACUUUCUUCCUUGUGCGAAGAACGAAAAAAGACGAAAAAAUUUGCAGGUAGCAGUGAAAUUGAUCAAGAAGAGCGCGAUCGAGAACAAGGCGGACUUGGUGAGAAUUCGGCGCGAAAUUCGAAUUAUGAGCGCCUUGAAUCACCCAAAUAUUAUUCAAAUUUACGAAGGUUUUCGAAAAAUGAGGAAUUUUUUGGAAGAAUAGAAUUUUUUCAGUAUUCGAGAACAAGGACAAAAUUAUUCUCGUGAUGGAGUACUCAAGCGGGGGAGAGUUAUACGAUUACGUGUCAAGGUAAAAAAUAACGAUUUUUGAAAAAAAUGGUCUUUGAAAAACUAAAAAUCACUAUCUAAAUGUUUUUAGUAAUGAUUUUGAAAUUUCUGAUCCAUUCCAGAUUUAUGAGACUUCACAAAAAAAUUGCGGAAGUGUUAAAAUUUCCAUUAAGCUGUUUAGGUCUCUCCUAGGAACACUAGAGUGGUCACUAGAGGAACCACUUAAGAGGCUUUUGUAGGGCGUUCCUAUGAGUAUAACACAGAAGAAUGAUUUUCGCCGCGAAGCCCUUAUAAUUUUGGCCGUUCUCCUUUGAACGCCCUGAAAAAUCUAAAUUAGGCAUACUUGCAUAGAUUUAUUAUAAGGGAAUGUUUUUUGUCCCUGGGGUGAACUUUUGAUGAAACUCAAGUGUAUUUCACGAUCCCUCAUUUCAGAAAAAGAAACAGUUGAUAUUGUUUUUGAUUUAUGAACAGAAAAUGAGCCUAUAAAAUUAGGCUCAUUCUGAAAUUAGGAGGUUCCGAAGUACACUCAGCAAAUUCAGUUCAACUGGCGACUAUAAAAGUUAUCUCGAUGGAAUUAUUUUCAUUUUAUAGCCGGUGUACCACGAUUUGGAAUUUCACCGAACGACAUUCCGCUGUGCCGCUGCGCGCCUUUGCGAACCUUGGUCGCGCUUUUAAUAUUUUUUUUUCUAAUAAGGUACCCUACUUUCCUGUGCUCCCAAAGCAAUAACAAUCAAUUGAAAGCGUGACCUAGACUCGAAAGACGCUUCGCGAACGCACGCAGCGGAACAGCGGAAUGUCGUUUCGUGGAAUUUCAAGUCGUGGCACACAGACUAUACAACGCGAAAUUUAAUACUAAGCGGUAUCGGUGAUCAGAGAUAUGAAUUGAAGAUGCGGGUCGCUGCCAGAAAGUGAAGCUCGACGGAUAUUCCGACAAAUCACUUCGGCCGUUUUGUACUGCCACAAGGUACCCAGACAACUAUAGUUCCGUCAGAAAAUAUACGGGAAAAAACGCUUUUUUGGAUGGAGUUUGAUCUUUCUGAACUUAUUUGGAGUUUUUAGGACUGUACCUUGUAAAAUUCUGGUGAAUUUUGGUUGGAAGGAAAAAAGGAAGCUUUUUAGAGUUUCAUGAAGAUUGAGCUCCAUACAAGGACUUAUGAGCUAAGGAAGAAUUCCGUGUUUUUUCGGACCUCACUGUAUAUAUUUUCAACCAAAAGUAGCAUUUUUUCAGCACCAAGUGGCGCAUAGGGAUUUGAAAUUGGAGAACAUCCUCCUCGACCAGGAUAACAAUGCCAAAAUCGCCGAUUUCGGCUUGUCCAAUUAUUUCUCGGACAAGGUCCUUCUGACGACUUUCUGUGGGAGUCCCUUGUACGCCUCGCCGGAAAUCAUCAAUGGAACGCCUUAUAAGGGACCUGAGGUGAUUCAAUAAUGCAAAAACUGUUUUUUAACGAAAAAUGAACUGAGUUUCGACUUUUUGAUAUUUCUCAUAAGAAAAAUGAAAUAUAGCCGAUUCACGACUAGCUUGGGCGGCUAAGGGGGCGUGGCCUGUCUGCGCUCUCCACGAGCCAGACACUAUCUCGUGCAUUAUCCUGUCAGGACCCUUUUUCGAUGGCUUAAGCCGCCGUGAAUCAAUUUUAAGGAUGUAGUCCAAUUCAGAACAGCGUUUUGAAGAGUCAAAGGGAAAAAGUUCCUUUAAAUCUAAAAAAAUAUCUUUUUUUCAAGUUUUUCAAGUGAUCGAGUCUAUCCAGAAUUUUUUUUAACAGAAUUGCUGAAUUUUAUUUUUUUCAACUCAAAAAAAUGUAUUUAUGGUUUCUUCUCAUGUUAUGUUUGUCACUAAAUAAACGUUAAGAACUCUCUUCAAUUUCCCUCAAGGGGCCACCUUAUAUACCUUAAAGAGGGCAGUAAAACUUGCAAAAGUGGCCACUCUAGGGCAGGAUAAUUGUAGCCUCUAUACCUACUUUUAACUUACGAAACAUAAGACUACUAUAGGAACCACUUACGCUUUGGGUCCUAGGGGUCAGAUCCCGAAUCCCUAUAGGGACCACUUGAAUUUUCCCGUUCUACAGAGCCCUUUUUUCCCCUAAUCUGGGAAAAUUUUUAAUGGCCACUAUAGGGUUUUGACGUUUUAGUGGCCACUACAGUAGUCGAAUUAGUGGCCACUUAAUGGGUUAAAAAUUAGUGGCCACUAUAGAGGUCAAUGGAUCAGCAUAACAGGUCCAAUCUGUUUGUUUUAAAUUAUCAGAGUUACUGGAAGGGAUACUGGAUUAGAAACUACUUAAGUUGUCACUAAGUAGAGAACCUUUAUAGUGGCCACUAAAAGCUUUCCCAGUUGGGGCCCUAAACCCUCUAGGGAUCACUCUGGAUUUUCUAACGGAUUGGGAGAGUUCCGAAUUUCAUGAACCUACAUAUUCUCUCGAUAAUAAGUAACAAUUUGAAGAAGGAAUGGAACCAUUGAAAAUCAUAUAUAUCUUUAGGUGGAUUGCUGGUCUCUGGGUAUCCUUCUGUACACCUUGGUCUACGGUUCGAUGCCAUUCGACGGCCGGGAUUUCAACAGAAUGGUCCGGCAGAUCAAGAGAGGCGCCUAUUAUGAGCCGGAAACGCCUUCAAGUGAACACUUCAAUGAAAAAAAAAAUGAUUCUGAAAUUUAGCCGCUUCCAUGUUGAUUCGAAACAUGCUUCGCGUAAAUCCGGACCGAAGAGCCAAUAUUUUCGACAUCGCCUCGCAUUGGUGGCUCAAUCUUGAAGAGAAUAUGCCGGUCAUUCAGGAAUUACCUGAGAAUCAGGUGAAUUAAUCGUGAUCUUAAGGAGUUUUUCUAUUUUUGUUUAAAUAUCAGGUGUAGUUCGCUUACUAGGGAACAUUUUUGCGUCUGUCUACGGUACAAAGGGUCACAAGUUCGUUCCCCGCCGCGACCCACCCGGUGAAGUAGUCGCUGAUUAUCACCGAUAUCAGGAGAGGAACACGGCUCAGCGACUUGGGGUGCCAGCUAUUGGGAAAAUGUUCAGUGGCCACUAUAAGGUUUUUGAGUUUUAGUGGCCACUAUAGUGGUCAAUGGAUCAACGUAACUGGUCCAAUCUGUUUGUUUUAUAAUUAUCAGAGUUACUGGAAGGAAUAUUGGAUGAAUAACUACUCAAGUGGUCACUAAAACGGAAAAUAGUGGCCACUUUAGUGUCCUCUCCAAGUAGUCCAUGGCGAACCUCUAUAGUGCCCACUAAAAAUUUUCCCAGUAUACCUCGAAAAAGUCUGACUUCUCUGCACCCUCCUGACAUGAUCGAGAGAAAAGAGGGCGCAGAAAACUCGGCCUUUCAAGUGCCCAAAAAUGGGCUCUUGUUAGAGAAAUAAAAAAGUACCUGAUCAGUUAUUUUUCAUUAAUCUUUUGAGAUUCAAUUGAUUCAAAAAGUCUUUUCCUAGAUUUGGAAAUCAAAGUGAACUCUUUAGGGCCCACACUGAUCUAUGAAUACAUCAUCAAUAUUCAAGUUCCUCGCUACUUUUCCUCAUUUCGAACGACAAGAUUGCAGAUCACGGACCACACGCCCCUGACCGAACGAGCGGAGACGCUCUUUGUCCAGGAUCUGGCCGACGAACAGGACGUCUUCAUGGAAUUCGGCCAUCUGAGCGUCGAAACAAGACGGAAAAUCGAAGACUUCCGACGGCGAAGGAAGGAGGCCGAGGAGUUCAACGAGAACUCGCCCGUCAAACCGCCCAAGGCCCGCAAAACCGACGAGUCCGGCGUCGUCCAACCGCCACAGGAGGAGAUGAAAGCCGCCGAGAAGAGUCUCAGAGGCGUCAACGAGGAAAAGAUCAAGGUAGGAGAUUCUGGGAAGCUUUCUAGUCGGUUUGAAAGAUCAUUGAAGGAGGAUUGGAAUACUACAGAUAGGUUGAAGGAUCUGUUUUUUUUUUGAGAUGUUUCUGAGUCGGUGAAGCCUUUUAUGAAUUAAAAAUCUAAGAAAAAUUAGUAGAUUUCCUCCUAGAAAAAAAAAAUCGAGGUGGGAGAUUUUGGGAUCAUUUUCCGCCGCUUUGAGAAAAAAUUGAGACAGAAAAGAUACAGGAGAUAGGUAGAAGAGUUAUUCAAAUAAUAUUUUCAAUCCUUUGGGAUUUUUUUUUAGUCCUUGUAGCUUUCGAUAAAGUACGGGUGUGAAAAAAAUUUAAAUUUUGCGGAGAUCCUUCCAUGAAAAAAUGAUUGAACGUUGUGGAAGUCAAAUCACUAGGAAUAACAAUGACGAGCUUUUUAUCGAAUUUAGGAAACCGUGAAGUUUCAUUAAUGAAGUUUUUUUUUUUGAAAAAGGUCUCUAAAGAUUUGCUGGGGAAAUUUUUAGUGGCCACUAUAGUAGUCAAAUUAGUGGCCGCUUGAGGGGUUAAAAAUUAGUAGCCACUAUAGAAAUCGAAGUGCUAAUACUAGAUCACUAAACAUUUUAGUGGCCACUUUAGGGGUCAAUGGAUCAACAAGGAAAAAUGGAUGAAAAACUACGGAAGUGGCCACUAAAACGGAAAAUAGUGGCCACUAUAGGGGUGGGUUUAGUGGCCACUUUAAUGGUUUUUUAUUGUCGUUUCAUGUAAUCAUGUAGAAAAAAUGACGCGCAAGAAAAAAAGAGAAAGAUUUCAUAACAAUUGUGCAAGACAAAACAGGUCGGCAUUUAAAAAUCAAGGUUUUAGAGCUUUCGAAACAGGUUUCCCAUGUUGAAACUCGUUCCGAAGUUGAAAAAUCAUGCCUGUUUGAAAAAUAGAGAAUUAUUUUCAGAAAAAAAUUGAAAAAAAUUUUUUUUUAGUCUUGGUUUUGUGAAAAAAAUCGAUUUCUCAUAAAAAAGAUGAGGAUGUCAUUCAGUAAUUUGGCUAUCCGAUUUUUUUCCUGUCAAGUUGACAUUUUUCUCAAAAAUUCUUUUUUUUUCCCAAUUUUGAUCAUCAUUUCGUCAUUUUUUUAUCAGGUUGACUCUGAUGAUCCGCUGGAGCGACUUCGUCAGAUUGAAAAUCGCCUCGGGCAUAACCACCAGAAGAAGGAGAAGGCCGAGGUUUCGAUCGUUCUUUUUUUCAGAGUUUUUAAAAUUUUAUUCGAAGAAUUUUCAAAAGAUCAAGUAUACGGCGGGGAUAUAA
This is a messenger RNA of Caenorhabditis auriculariae, 14864 nucleotides long. The record is from the annotation of a GenBank genome assembly. Lineage: Eukaryota; Metazoa; Nematoda; Chromadorea; Rhabditida; Rhabditidae.